Caenorhabditis remanei is the source of this 735-nucleotide messenger RNA. RefSeq lists its product as uncharacterized. The coding region runs from base 1 to 735 and encodes 244 amino acids. The transcript is spliced from 7 exons. The record is from RefSeq and is a predicted model, not a curated record. NCBI's taxonomy places the organism in Eukaryota, Metazoa, Nematoda, Chromadorea, Rhabditida, Rhabditidae.
AUGGAUCGAGGAUUUGACAACUUACCCCUGGUAGUAGCGGAUCUUCGACAACCACCACGAGACAUACGCGCACUAGUGGCUCAAUCGAUGUUGAAUGACUUUCUGGAGACAGGAAAAAUGUUUAGGAGAGCGCUGAUGCUUUUAGCUCCAUAUAUUCUAUCUAUUGGAAAGUGGAGUGUGUUGUCGAUUGUGUCCAUAACGGGUAUUGCAUACGAGAAUAUUGCAAACACCACUUCACCGACAAUUUGGCAGUAUCCCAGUUUCGUAAAUGGUACUUCAGCCUCUACUCUUCCGACAUUCUUCCUCACCUUGUUGAUGAUGGGGCUGAAGUACCAAAUCGCGGGUGAGCCAAGGAUUCGUGUCCAUUCCCUCGACCGGACAACAAAAUUCGUGUGUUGUGUUGCCCUCGUCGCUGUUUUUUUCGGAGCACAAACCUGUACCAUAAACAAACUUGAAAACUCAACAGUUUUCGAAAAGAUUGUUAUGGGACAAACAAGAGCCAGCAUCCACUUGGACUGGCUUGCAAGCGGAUUGGAAAUUAUAAGUGGAUACUUGGGAUGUGCAAUGGCAGUCGUAAUUUAUGACUUCAUAACUUUCGUGGAGUGUUCGGUGCAUGUGGGGAGCAUUGGAAUAGCCCUUUCUUCUGUGUUUAUUAGUUGUUGGUACUUGAUACAAACGCUGGAACUGAAAAUUAGAACACCAGAGCCAAUCCGACCAGAAGCCGACAUUGUGUGA